CGCUUUCAAAAAGUAUUAUGUUUAAGACCAAAUCGUUCGAUCUAAAAAAUGAUGAAGCUGGGAAGAAACGCGAACAUCUCUAUCAGCCACGGAAAGCCCAAUGGCUGAAGUACAUAAUGCAGCCGGCUACAAUUGCCUUUGUUAUUAUUUUAAUAGUCUGCAAUAUUGAUUUCUCGGAUGAACCCGAUGAGGAAAGCCCGUCCAUGAACAAAACGGAUUGCCGUGAACAUCUUUCACUGCUCUUUGAAAACUACCAUUUUCCAAAUGGAGCUAUUCAGCGCAAUAUCUUCUAUGGUGAAUACACAUUGCAGAGCCUAGUCCUAAGCAAUUGUCAACUGAAGCACAUUGCCGACGGAACCUUCGAUCAGAAAAGCUUGCGCAAUAUACAAAAUCUGGAGUUAAUUAACACUAAACUGAGGAAACUAACGAAUGAAACAUUUCGCGGCCUUAAUAAACUCUCUAACUUUACACUGAUCAACAGAAGAAGAUCGUUGAGCUGCAAAGGAUUUCUGUUGCCAGUGGCACACAGUCUACGUGCCGCAAAAAUAAGUCUGCAAUACACGAACUAUAAAGUCUAUAAGCCUGCAUACUUUUUUGGUCAAGCAGUUUAUAAACAACUAAAAGUUUUAGAUCUUAGCGGAAAUAACAUCGGAGAAACUGUGGAAAUUAAUAGUUUCGGGAACAUGCCAGCCUUGGAGUCUCUCAACUUGGCCAACUAUGACUCUGAAGCAAUAGACGCAACUACAACAACAACAACAAUCGCGAACACAACACGGGCUACAAGUAAUCGAGAUAAUCAAGCUCCUGCUAAGACAACUAAAGCGCCAAGCACAACAACAACUACCACGCCUAUAUCCACUGUCUGGACAAGACCUAUACCAACUGACUGGACAACAACUAUACCAACCACCUGGACAACAGACGAUACACCAAGUGACUUGACUACUGCGUGGGAUAUACCAACGACAACUGAUUUAGCAAACGACGAUUCCCUCCUAUAUGACGAUAUCAUAUGUGUUAAUGCCGAAAGAGAGACUCUUAGUACCACAUCCAUAGCCUACAAUGCACAAAUCACAAUUGUAGAAGAUUCCCAGGGAAAAUCUUGUCUCCGAGAGCUGUUGUGGUUCGAGGCGCACAGCGUUCCGAUAAUAACUUCUGCAAUCGUUGGGAUGCUACUCUGCGUAACUCUGGGUCUAUUUGCUAUAUACGGCAUCCUCUGGUUACGACCAACCUGGCUUUGGGGUAGUAAACGAUUGCUACGUCCCACAUCGCAAUCAAAUACAAUGCUGCUAUUGCCAAGAGACUACGAAAAGGAGGCUUACGACACCAUACGCUAUCCUGACUCUAAGGGCAACAUUAAUGAAUACGCAUCCUACUAUCGGCACUUAGAAGCCCAGCUCUAUCGAGGAGAGUCGAAUAAGUACAACGUACCGCCCAUAGAACGUGCUCCCUCCAUACCACCAUCCUUGAGUAAAAGCACAAUAUCCACAAAUCCUAAUACAUAUACUUACGAAUGCUUUGAGUUAUAUGAAGAACUUUAUUAA
This is a messenger RNA of Drosophila hydei, 1544 nucleotides long. RefSeq lists its product as uncharacterized. NCBI's taxonomy places the organism in Eukaryota, Metazoa, Arthropoda, Insecta, Diptera, Drosophilidae. The record is from RefSeq and is a predicted model, not a curated record. The transcript has 5 exons. The coding region runs from base 18 to 1544 and encodes 508 amino acids.